UGACGGCGGGGUUUUUGGUGUUUCUGUCUGCGGUCGGGUCUCUCAUUGGCUGACUUCAUCCCCGGCCAUGAAUGCGGCUAUUAGAUUGGCUGCGCGUCCUCGCCAGCUGUACUUCAAAGAACACGCUCUCUACAACUAGGUAGUGUUGGGAGCUGCGAGCCAAGAGAGAAACCGUGUGACCCGAGUCAAACACGGUGAGUCUGAAUCAAAUUUGGAGCCGAACAGCAUUGAAAUCGCGAACACUCUCAUCACAGCACAGACCCUGGAUAUGGCAACGUCUAUACUUGGGGAAGAGCCACGGUUUGGAACUACACCUCUAGCAAUGCUGGCUGCAACUUGCAACAAAAUUGGUAACACCAGUCCUCUUACAACUUUGCCUGACUCGAGCGCUUUCUCAAAAGGUGGAUUUCACCCGUGGAAAAGAUCCUCCUCCAGCUGCAACUUGGGAUCCAGCCUGCCCGGUUUCACAGUAGCAACAAGCCGCGCGUCGACAGGACUAACACCGACCAGUGGCACAGGCAACAGCGCCUUUUGCUUAGCCUCCACCUCCCCGACCUCCUCUGCGUUUUCCACAGAGUACAGCGGUCUGUUUUCCAACUCUGCCAGCGUCACAUCCCAAGAAUCCGGACAGUCAGCUUUUAUCUCCAAAGUCCACACAUCGGCAGAGACUCUGUACCCGCGGGUGGGGAUGGCGCACCCGUACGAGUCGUGGUACAAGUCCGGUUUCCACUCGACCAUCUCUGGCGACGUUGCCAACGGUGCGUCCUCGUGGUGGGAUGUCCACACCAACCCCGGCUCGUGGCUCGAUGUCCAGAACCCCGCGAGCUCCCUCCAGACCUCACUGCACUCCGGGACGCCUCAAGCCAUCCACUCCCAGCUAAGUGGCUACAACCCGGACUUCUCCUCGCUGACGCACUCGGCGUUCAGCUCCACUGGAAUCAGCCCCACCGCGUCUCACCUACUGUCCACCAGCCAGCACCUGUUAACACAGGACGGCUUCAAAACAGUCAUCCCCACGUACACAGACACUUCUGCCGCCAACGCCAUGAUCUCUGGGGGCAGUUCAGGAAUAAGUAGCUCUUCUAGGUCGUCCCGGCGGUACUCCGGCAGAGCAACAUGUGACUGUCCGAACUGCCAGGAGGCCGAGCGGCUGGGACCCGCCGGGGCCAGCCUGCGCAGGAAGGGACUCCACAGCUGCCACAUUCCCGGCUGCGGUAAAGUGUACGGAAAGACAUCUCACCUCAAGGCGCAUUUGAGGUGGCACACCGGCGAGCGGCCUUUUGUCUGCAACUGGCUUUUCUGUGGCAAAAGGUUCACUCGGUCGGAUGAGCUGCAGAGACACCUUCGCACCCACACCGGCGAGAAAAGGUUUGCUUGUCCGGUGUGUAACAAGCGCUUUAUGCGGAGUGACCAUUUGAGCAAGCACAUCAAAACGCACACGGCCGGUGGAGGAGGCAAAAAGGGGAGCGACAGUGACACCGACACCAGUAACCUGGAGACCCCGAGGUCCGAGUCACCUGAACUUAUUUUGGACGGGGUAAAUCCCAGAAUCACUGUUAAGGAUCAGUCUCCCCACGACGAGCCCUAAUAAGGCUUCACCCCCCCAAAAUCUAAAUUCAAAAACUGCACAGCAUUGAAAACGGGUCUUAUUUGACGGACAAUAAAAGGAGAGAAUAUUUCAAGAAGCGAUUGCAAAGUCUAAAAAAUAUAUUCUCCACAGGCGUAACGAGUAUUUCAUUCGUAAAUCCAUCUAAAGAAAACACGGUGAUUUAUACUGUAGGCCUUUGGGGAUUUUUAGGGGCAACUUGAAAAUGAAAUGGAUGUUUGCUAUAAAGGGUGCGCGAAACCUGUUGAACUUUGGUUGGACAAUGUGAGUUACAUCUUGUAUAUUGACGACUAAACUAUGUGUUAUUUUCAUGUAAAUGUUAGGCUAUGAUUGUUUUAUUCGUGUUGGUAUCCUGGCAAUCAGGGAGUUUACUUUCGACGCACUUUGUGGAUAUGUAUGUACACAGCUUUUUCAACUUUGGUUAACCAUUUUAUUUCUUUGCUAAAAAAUAUCUAUAUAUAAAUGUUUACCUGUAUAAAGUCACACGUAUAAGACUUUCAUUUUAUCGUAAUUAAAACAUCUUUAAAAAAGGC
Messenger RNA from Plectropomus leopardus (leopard coralgrouper), 2139 nucleotides. It is a transcript of the gene sp9, whose product is annotated as sp9 transcription factor. NCBI's taxonomy places the organism in Eukaryota, Metazoa, Chordata, Actinopteri, Perciformes, Serranidae. The record is from RefSeq and is a predicted model, not a curated record. Gene Ontology annotation, biological process: regulation of transcription by RNA polymerase II. Gene Ontology annotation, molecular function: RNA polymerase II cis-regulatory region sequence-specific DNA binding; DNA-binding transcription factor activity, RNA polymerase II-specific.